Molecule: messenger RNA, 1134 nt
Organism: Rhizoctonia solani
Lineage: Eukaryota; Fungi; Basidiomycota; Agaricomycetes; Cantharellales; Ceratobasidiaceae
Product: polygalacturonase
Exons: 13
Coding region: 1-1134 (377 amino acids)
Biological process (GO): pectin catabolic process
Cellular component (GO): extracellular region
Molecular function (GO): polygalacturonase activity
Source: RefSeq, a predicted model, not a curated record
AUGGCACCGCUGGCUCCCAUUAUCAACAUCAAAUUUCAACGCCAAGUCCUCGCUUCAAUCAUGAUUGCCACUGUACCAGUCCUGGCGCUCGUUGCUUCUGUACUCGGAAACCCGCUACCCGCCUCUAGUAACCUUGAAGUUCGGGACAGUUGCACUAUCAACUCCCUCUCUACCGUUGGAGCUGCAGAGAAAUGUAGCACGAUCACAAUCGAUGCAUUCAACGUUCCCGCUGGAGAAAAGCUCGUGAUCAAUGCGCCAGAUAAGGCGGUUGUCAACUUGAAGGGUAACGUAGUGUUCGAAGCCGAUACAACAUUCAAGACAACCGGGCCAUUGUUCACUUUAUCCGGAACUGGCAUUACCUUCAAUGGGAACGGGUUCACUAUUGAUGGUCAAGGAGCCAAGUACUGGGAUGGCCAGGGAAUCUCUUCGUCCGCUAAGCAAGCCAAGCCGCAUCCUAUGAUCAAGCUUAGCUGCAGUGGUACAGUCGAGAACUUCAAGGUUCUCAACUCUCCGGCUCAGGUGUUCAGCAUGGGCAACGAUGCUGCUCUUACUGUGUCCAAGAUCACCAUCGAUAACUCUGCAGGAAACUCUGCAAAUAGCUUGAGCGGUGGCAAACCAGCAGCUCACAACACCGACGGGUUUGACGUCUCGACUACUAUUAACAAAGGAUCGAAUAUUAUAUUCCAGAACAACAAGUGUACUGGAGGUCACGGUAUCUCGAUCGGAUCGGUCGCUAGCGGGUCAACCGUGUCAAACAUCCACAUUACAGGCAAUACCAUAACCAAUAACGUACAGGCUCUUCGUAUCAAAACUGACGCGGACGCUACAAGUGGAUCUGUUAGCGGGGUAAUUUACAGUGGCAACACUGCUACUGGAUGUACUGAAUACGGGGUUAUCAUUGACCAAAGCUAUCCUGAUACUCUUGGUACCCCCAAGGGGGGUGUCAAAAUAUCGGGUAUUACUUUUACGGGGACAAACACCAUUGCAGUCGCGUCUUCGGCAAAGGGUGAAGUUGAAGUCAACUGCGCAAAAGGCGGUUGCACUGGCACCUGGAAUUGGGCGGGACUCAAGGUCUCUGGGGGAACUUCAGCCGGCUCCAUCGCUAACGCCGACAUCACAAACUUUAAAUUGUGA